GCCCUUUGGCUCUCUUCAAAGGCUUAUUCGUUUUUGAAGUCUCGACGGCCUUUGCUUUUCCACGAUCCUGACCUCACCUUCUCCGUUAUUUGAUAGAGGGACUCUGAGAAUUCGAGACUCUAAGCGGUCGGUCCAAAACUGAAGACUAGAGAGAUGAGUCAAACGUCAUCUGGAAUGGUCGGUGUUGGCAAUGUUGCCACCAAUUGUACGCUCCCAUUAUCGUUACCUUCAUCAUCUUCAUUUGCUUCCUUCUGUUCUAACACCACCAUCAAACGCAAGGGAGUAGUAGUGUUCGAUUAUUGGGCCGCUACUAACUGUAAUCAUAAAUAUAUUCAAAAGGGAAGGAAAAGAGGAUAUCGGAUCGUGGCAUCAAGCAACGUUGCUUCUCCAUCUAUAUGGGAUGAUUGGAAGCCUCUCAAAGCCCCUUCCACUCCUUCCCUCAGUGACAUUCUUUGGCCCUCUGCUGGGGCAUUUGCGGCCAUGGCAGUAUUGGGAAAGCUUGAUCAGUUAUUGGCACCAAAAGGACUCUCAAUCGCAUUUGCACCAUUUGGGGCUGUUUCCACUGUCCUCUUUGCCACUCCCACUGCCCCUUCUGCCAGGAAGUACAGCAUGUUCAUGGCUCAAAUAGGUUGUGCAGCAAUUGGUGUUUUGGCAUUGACAAUAUUUGGACCCGGAUGGCUUGCCAGGAGUGCUAGUAUUGCAGCAUCCGUUGCUUACAUGAUUUGCACCAACUCCGUUCACCCCCCAGCUGCUAGCAUGCCAUUGCUUUUCAUUGAUGGUCCAAAGUUCCAUCACUUGAAUUUUUGGUAUGCUUUGUAUCCCGGGGCUGCGGCAUGCAUUCUGCUUAGUUUGGUGCAAGAGGUGGUUAUAUACUUCAAGAAAAAUUUCAAAUUUUGAUCGCCUCUCUGCGCAUUGAUACAUCUCUUCUGCGGUCUCUUCCAAUUUGAUUUGCCUAAGGGCCAAG
This is a messenger RNA of Vigna umbellata (rice bean), 964 nucleotides long. Its product is annotated as Integral membrane HPP family protein. The record is from RefSeq and is a predicted model, not a curated record. Lineage: Eukaryota; Viridiplantae; Streptophyta; Magnoliopsida; Fabales; Fabaceae.